Molecule: messenger RNA, 6578 nt
Organism: Electrophorus electricus (electric eel)
Lineage: Eukaryota; Metazoa; Chordata; Actinopteri; Gymnotiformes; Gymnotidae
Source: RefSeq, a predicted model, not a curated record
ACAUUACAGUACAGAGAGAAGGAAAGCUCCAUUUCCCACGUCCUGAAAAGGCUCCUUGGCAUAUCGCCAUCAUCUUGCGUGAUUGGUGCAGGACAUCAACAAGCCCUCCGGCCGUGGACGGACCCGUCAGCUGGCACGUUUCUGGACGGAGCAGCCAGGGCCCCCCAGCUGGGUCCGCUUCUGCGGUGCGGCAUGCUCCAAGCGCCCUCCUCCGGACCAUGCCCCGCGUGCAGAGGCCCAGAGCAGCCCGAAGGAAACAUGCCGCACAGACAGAGAGCUGUCCCCACCCACACACCUACUCGAACACGCCCACAACCUGCAGUUUGCCUUAGACAGGUCUGUGCUGAAAGUGACCUUCCCUGCUUUGCUGCUCCACUGUGAUUGGUUGAGGACCAUCAGGGGAGGACUGGUCCUGCCCCACCGGAAAGACAUGUACAUAGGAGGCAGAAGGAGACACCGAAGUGUGGAGCCCCUCCCUGCCACCUCCUCCUCCACCUGCUCCUCCUCCCCCCCUCCCCGUGGCAGUGCUCUGUGCUCGGGAUGCACUCUCCCCUACACCCCCUGCCCUCCUCCCUGGUCCUGAUACUGCAUCGGGCUCCGUGAACAUGUACAGAGACACCGGCCCCCUCUCCCAGCCCUUCCCCCCGCUGCACCUCCGCCUGCCGCUUCACAAUGGCCACGCCUCCCCGGCUGAGCCCACCCUGUCCCGCAUCUCUGUGCCCAAAAUGGGUGUCCGGGCUCGCAUCGCCGACUGGCCCCCAAGGAGGGAGCAGUCCCGGGAGUCGCUGCUGGAAAACGGGCAGGGCGCGACCUCGGAGAGCGGCAACGGGGAGGAGGGGCUUACUCGCGGCGGCCUGGCCCGCAUGCCGCAGCGCCGAAGCAAAGACGCGGAGUUCCGGGAGGGGCGGAGCCUGAGGGAUGUCCCGGGCUCCCCUCUGCGGUUCCGAGGACUGGGAUUCGGCCCGUUACGCCAGCGUUCCAACAGCGAGAUCACACUGAGCGAGCAAGACGACACGGAGGUGGAGGGCCGUCUGUUCCGGGUGUACGGCAGCACGUCGUCCAUUGACGUGCAGGCCGUACCGGAGGAGAGCUUCUUCGACAUGCUCACCCAGUUCCAGCAGGAGAGGCCGGACCAGCGCAGUGUGGCCCCCGCCAGGCUAGGGGAGCUGCUGCGCGCCCAGAGCUCGCCCGACUCCGCCUCCUCCGGCCCACUCACCCUCACGCCCACCCUGCGCACCGACGACCGGCCCGAGAGCCGCGUGCGCAAGAAGAGUGGCGGCACCGAGUCCUCGCUCGGCACCUCAUCGCUCUUCCGGAAGCUCCGCAGCACCCCCCGAGCCGACACGGAGGCCCUGCGGUGCGAUGGAGAGGAGGGCCGGACCCUGGACGGCCCCUCGCCCAAGCCAUGGGUGUGCGUGCGGAGCUUCACGCACUACGACGCCCAGAGCGUCCUGUUCGACCUGCACGAGGCGGCAGCCCAACGCAGCUACGCCGCCCAGCGCCGCAACACAGCCACGGGCGCCUCCGCUGCCUCCUCGGCCUCCUCGGCCUCCGCCGUUUCCCUGCCUGUUUCCCGGGCCUUGGCCCUGGGCGGGGCCGAGCCCAGCUUCUCUAGCACGGAUGACCUGAGCUGCAAGGACCUGGCAGAGGGGAGCGGCGGCGCCGGUCCGGACGCCUUGGAGCAGGCGGGGCUGGUGGCUCCAGGCUCCGCCCAGCAGCACCAGCUCCUGCUCAGCUGCCCCAACUUCCUAAACGAGACAGGCAGCUACGGGGAGCGCAACGUGAGCUUCCUGAGCUCGUGGGCAGAACGGGGAGAGGUGGGAGCCGGCGAGGCCCGCCUGUGGCCCCGGCGCACCAAUGCCAGCGUGUCUGUGCUGGAGGUGGGGCUUGAAGAGCAAGCCUCGCGAUUGGACAGGCUGCAGCAGCACUGCAUAGAGCACGUUGACCUGGGAGCCAGAUACUACCGCGAGUACUUCCACGGGAAAGAGCACUGGAGCUACUUUGGGACAGACGAGAAGUUGGGGCCAGUGGCUCUGAGUGUACGCAGAGAGAAACUGGAGGACACCAAAGAUCUGAAGGACCAGUAUCAGUACCGCAUCAUCUUCCGCACCAGCGAGCUGGUGACCUUGCGCGGUUCAGUGCUGGAGGACGCCGUUCCCUCCACGGCGAGGCAUGGCACGGCGAGGGGCCUCCCCCUGAAGGAGGUGGUGGAGUAUGUGCUCCCCGAGCUGAGCGUCUCCUGUCUGCGCCUGGCGCUCAACACCCCCAAAGUCACCGAGCAGCUCCUCAAACUGGACGAGCAAGGGUUGAGCCAGAAGCACAAGGUGGGCAUCUUGCUGUGUCGGGCAGAGCAAAGUACGGAGGAGGAGAUGUAUAACAAUGAGGAGGCCACGCCUGCCUUCAGCCAGUUCCUGCAGCUGCUGGGGGACACGGUUUGUCUGAAGGGCUUCAGCAAGUACGCUGCCCAGCUCGACACCAAGACGGACUCCACUGGGACGCACUCCCUCUAUACCACCUAUCAGGGCUAUGAGAUCAUGUUUCAUGUUUCUACACUGCUUCCAUACAUGCCCAGUAACCCCCAGCAGCUGUUAAGGAAGAGGCACAUCGGGAAUGAUAUAGUCACCAUCAUAUUCCAGGAGCCGGGCGCGCUCCCCUUCACGCCCCAGAACAUCCGCUCCCACUUCCAGCACGUGUUCGUCAUUGUGCGCGUGCACAACCCCUGCUCAGAGAGCACCUCCUACAGCGUGGCCGUGACGCGCAUGAAGGACGUCCCGCAUUUCGGCCCACCCCUGCCGCCCGGCGGCAUCACCUUCCGCGACCCGGCCACCUUCCGCACCUUCCUGCUGGCCAAGGUGAUCAACGCCGAGAACGCGGCGCACAAGUCGGAGAAGUUCCACGCCAUGGCCACGCGCACCCGCCAGGGUUACCUGCGCGACCUCGCCGAGAACUGCGUCAGCUCCACGCCGCUCGACACGGCCGGCAAGCUCAACAACCUCAUCUCGCUGGCCUCCAAGCGCCGUGAGAGGGUCCGGGCGCGCGAGGGGGCGGAGCUGGGCGCGGCGGCAGCGGCAGUGGCCUGGCGCGUGGUGGCCCAGGACUUCGGCGGAGGCACCGCCGAGCUGCCGUGCGUGCUGGCCAUCUCCGGCGAGCAUGUGGUGCUGGCGGACUGCUCCACCAAGGAGGUGGUGUUCAACUGUUUCUGCGCCGACGUCAUCGGCUGGACGGCCGAGAGGCUGGCCCUCAAGAUCUACUACGGGCGGGGCGACCAUGUGGCCGUGCGUGUGCCGGAGGGCGGGGCCCAAGACAUCAGAGAGGUGGUCCAGAGGCUGAAGGCACUGACCACGGGCUGCGAGACGGUCGACAUGACGCUCAGGCGCAACGGCCUGGGCCAGCUGGGCUUCCACGUGCGGCUGGAUGGCACCGUCUCCGAGGUGGAGGAGUACGGCUUCGCUUGGCAGGCAGGGCUCCGGCAGGGCAGUCGCCUGGUGGAGAUCUGCAAGGUCGCCGCGGUGACGCUCACCCAUGAACAGAUGAUCGACCUGCUGCGCACCUCCGUCACAGUUAAGGUGGUCAUAAUACCACCCUUUGAGGAGGGCGGGGCCCGCAGGGGCUGCACAGAGGAGUAUGAGAUGAAGACUCUGGAGACGGCAGUGGAAGCAGAGCCCGUGGCGGCAAGCUACCGUUCUAGCCAGCGCACUCCGGCGUGGCGUUGGGACAGCCCUCCCACGGCACACAGCGGACCCUCCACCCAGCGCUGGACGCCCCCAGGACCCACGCCGGCCCAUGGCCGCACGCACAAGCCCCUGGUGCCCAUCGCCUACCGUGAGCCCCAGCACGUACCCGCUAAGAGGCCUGUCAGUUACCCCGAGAACCAAUACAGCGUGUCUCCAGUAGGGGGCGACAGAUCGCUGCCAUACCGCAACCCGUCAGCCAGUUUCUCGAGCCCUGGUUCGAGCCUCAGCGCCACAGUGCUGGGGGUCCCAGGACUAAGUGGCCCCUUCGUCCGAUACAAGCCCUCCCCAGACAGGUUUGGCUCGGCCCCUCGCUCUCUCCAGCCUUUUGAAGCCCAUCUGACCUUGGAUGGCUCCAGUGUGGAUUCUUCAUCUGGCUUCACCAGCCAGGAGAGCACUAUGGAGCGCAGCAAGACAGAGCCCAUGUGGCAUGUCCCAGCUUCGUCUCGCAGUGUUUCAGCAGGCGGAGCUCAGAGACGACAGACUCGUCAGGACAUGCAGGGGAAGGACUCACCUAACCGCCAUUCAAAGGGUGAGGCUCAGUACUCCAGCCACUCCAGCAGUAACACGCUGUCCAGCAACGCCUCCAGCAGCCAUAGCGACGAGCGCUUGUUUGACGGGGUUGGUGUCAGCACCUCCAGUGCCCUGAGCGACCCCUCCGACCCCGACCCCAUGAGCAAGGGGGGCUCCAGCGACAGCGGCAUAGACGCGGCGGCGCUCUCCGCGCCCAGCGCCAAGGUGACCAGGAUGAGCCGUAGCAACGCGGGCACGCCCCGCAAGAGCCUCCACGGCAGCGGCCUGCAGGAGCUCUCCUCCACGGCGCCCUGGCCUGGAGGGGAGGGACGCAGGAGAGAGUCAUCACCCGUCGCGCCAGCCUCGGCCAAUCAGGGCAAGGGUUGCCGCACGCGCACCUUCCACCCGCCUGGGUCGGCCAGUGCGGACAGCUUCAAACCGAGAGCAUGCUACACCCCUCAAGGCUACAAGACCCCUGCUAUGGCUGAUAAGCCCAAGCCUUUUAGAGCUUCCACCACGCCCACUUCAGGCUCCAUCCAGCUAUCCACCUCCGCCCCCAAGUCCUUAUAUGGUAAAAGCAAGUCAGGUGCCUGGCACCAAGAAGAGGCCAGCCCAGCAGUCAUCACCUGUGCCUCUAGUACACCGGACAGCAGCAGCAGCAAACAGGUGGACACGAACAGCAAGAACGUGUUUGGGCAGCCUCGUCUAAGGGCCUCUCUGAGGGACCUGCGAUCGCCCCGCCGGCCUCCUCACAAGAGCACUAUCGAGGAUGACCUGAAAAAACUCAUCAUCAUGGACAACCCCGCAGAGACGCCACAGCAGGAGUCUUCACCUCGGAGAACCCUCCAUCGCACCUUCUCAGAUGAGAGUUUGUGCAGUGGCCGUAGAGAUGCCAGCUACGCCAACACUCCACUGUUUGACGGGACGGCCGCACCCAGCGACCUGCUCUUCACCUGCACCCUGCCCACCCGUCGCCAUGGCCACGGCUCUAGCCAGGGGGGCCUCAUGCCCGUUAAGAAAGUGCCUGCUUUGUCUGCAUCUGAGCUGUCUCUGACUGAGGCGAGGGAUAAGGUCCCCCCAGUGCGUAGGCUCGACCCAGGCCUCAUGCCCCUGCCUGACACUGCCGCCGGCCUGGAGUGGGCCAGCCUCGUCAACGCAGCCAAAGCCUACGAGGUGCAAAGAGCAGUGUCCCUCUUCUCACUGUCUGAGCCUCCAGUGGGAGGGGCUGAACUGAGGCCUGUCAUAAGCCCUGUUCCCUUCCACAACCCCCAGACGCCUCGCGCCACGCCCACCUUCACGGAUGAGCUUCCCGGUGACCUGUCUGGCCGUCUGUAUCAUCUGGAGGUCAUGCUGAAGCAGCUCAAUAAUGACCUGGAGAAGGAGAAGCAGGAUAAGGUGGCACUGCUGGCUGAGAUGGCCCACCUGAGGGAGAAUAACCAGCGGUUGCAAGAGGAGUCACUCCUCACCAAUGAGCAGCUCCGCAAGCUCCUCUCCUCCUCCACCGCAGACAGGAAGUGACCUCAAUCUCUCUCUCGAGCGGGAAGGCAGUGAUGCGGGGGGGGGGGGGUGCCAACGGGUUGUCUUUGUCACUGUGGCACAUUUUGUUCAACAUGCUUACACAAGCUGGACCCACGCUGUCCAUCAUCUGUCCACUCCCCUCUGCGGUGGGGUCAACACACGCAGGCUCUGUCCACGUUCCACUGAGCAAGGGAGACCAUCCAAAAAAAGGGGCGAAGAAUAGGAACAGAAUGCUGAAAGAGAAAGGCGAACUAAUGCUUCUGAGAGUGCCUGCCACCCUAUGGAACAUGAGGUCUUUAAAUGAAAUAGGAGACAUGAAAGACAUCUUUAUUUUUAGAACUCAUGCAAAAAUCAGUCUCGAGUGCUCAUGUGAAAAAGAGUUGAAACCUUCAGUGAAGGGAGCACUAUGAACACAUUCCCUUUGGAGCUGUUACCCUGUUAGUGCUUCAUUUUAUUUGAUUUAUCUCUCUCUUUUGUGUGUGUGUGUGUGUGUGUUUUCAAUGGACAGGAGUCUUAAAAUGCUCAGAGGACACCAAACAUGAGCCAGUUGAGCUGAGAGAUAUACAGACUGCAGCUAGCAUUCAGAGAGGCCUAUUACUGUACAUUCAGCAUUUCAGCCAAAAAGAGUGAGAUUUGAUCCUGUCUUGAGAUGACAUUUCCCUGCAUGCACUGCUGAGCAUGCCAAGGGACAACAUGGUACUGUAGUUUAAAAAUGAGGUACAGUUCUCUUGGACAAAUUGACAUUAUAUAUAUAUAUAUGUAUAUAUGUGUGUGUGUGUGUGUGUGUGUGUGUGUGUGUGUGUGGUGUGUGUGUAU